Vitis riparia (riverbank grape) is the source of this 2474-nucleotide messenger RNA. RefSeq names its product putative S-adenosylmethionine-dependent methyltransferase RcsF. The transcript has 9 exons. The record is from RefSeq and is a predicted model, not a curated record. The coding region runs from base 306 to 1457 and encodes 383 amino acids. NCBI's taxonomy places the organism in Eukaryota, Viridiplantae, Streptophyta, Magnoliopsida, Vitales, Vitaceae.
AUCUCGAAUUAGAGGUGAGCUGGAUUUAGGUUAAGUAUUUCUUAAUGUAAAUUUUGGGAAUUUUAGAUUUUGUGAGAAUAAUAAGCAUAGAAAAUGUUUUUUAUAUUUGAAAUCGACGCAAUUAACGUCUCAAAACAAUUUUUUGGUAAGCCAUUUUAAAGGAAGGUUACCCAAGAAGCCGUUGGGAGAUACUGUGGGCGAGGGUAGUGCAGGAGCAGGAUCAAUAGUGUAUCCAACUCUGACGUGAGGCUUCUCACCGAUGCAAAGUCCGAGGAUUCUGAACACCAAAUUUCUGACUCAAAUUCAUGGCUUGCACUUAUAAAUCCAAAUGGUUAACACCCACCCUGGCCGCUAUUUCUGCAACCGCAGCCAUUUCCAUUUAUUUAUUGAGGAGGAAAUUGAGGGACUUGGAGAUUUCCCUCAAGUCCUCCCUGGAGAAAUGUGCUGCCGAGAGGCAAGGUCGAAUUAGGGCUCAGCAGGCUUUGAGGAAAGCAAUAGUACAACCCAAGUCUGAUAAUAUGGAGAUGACUUCAUAUCCAAUGAGACCAAUUGCUAUCAUUCAGUCAUGCUUCUCUACCAGGAAUGGAACACCAAGGCAACCUUUGCUUGUACCUCUUGCCAGAGCUUGUUUAAUAUUUGAUUCAGCUCGGGUUCCUCCAGCAUCACUUGAGGGCCUUGGAGAAUAUUCUCAUUGUUGGAUUAUAUAUGUGUUUCAUUUAAAUACAGAUUUGGAGAAGUUAUGGAAGGACCCAUCUAAAUCGAAGUUCAAGGCAAAGGUGAGAGUGCCAAGAUUGAAAGGUGGAAGGAUGGGUGUCUUUGCCACUAGAACUCCCCAUCGACCAAACCCUAUUGGGCUUACUGUUGCAAAGGUGGAGGCAGUACAUGGGAAUAUGGUUUUACUUUCUGGUGUAGAUCUGGUUGAUGGCACACCAGUACUGGAUGUGAAACCUUAUCUACCAUAUUGUGAUUGCGUCCAAGGGGCAGCACUGCCAAAGUGGGUAGAGGAUGAUAAUUUGUUAACCGUAGCCUCUGUCAAUUUCUCUGAUGACUUUCCUUCUGCUCUCGCUGAAUGUUGGGUGAUAGCAGAAAAGAAGUCGCUCUAUGCAUCACCCAAUGAGCUUCAAAGCUUGAUCAAGCAGGUGCUUUCAUGGGAUAUACGAUCACUAUCUCAACGAGACCGACCUCAUAAUUCCCUCUUUAGUAUGGGAAGCAGUGCUGCGGUUGAUAAAACUUCAGAUUUGGCUGAUUGGCAAGCUGAAGUUAAGUGUGAAAGUGAACCAGUCGCUCUUCCUUCUGAGGACAUCAUUUAUCACCUGAUUCUGGAAGGGUUGGAUGUCUCUUACAGAAUUGAUUGCAAUGGAAAUGUCCUUGUAGAGAAAAUUACACUUUCUUCUGACAUCCCAAAGAAUAACCGAAAUGGAUCCAAUUACAAGAUAUGGAGUGAUAAAAUUGGUUAAUUCAUUUUUUACAAGACAACCUUGUGUCAAGGCUUAAAAGCCCUUUAAACUUGGCAGAAAUUUGCUCUCCAGAUUUACCCUUUUUCUGGCAGUCUGUUGAAUUGAGUCGGUUAUCUUCCUUCCCCUAUAGAAUCUAAAACUUGGUCAAAUCAAUAGUAUUGAUGAUGGCAAUCACGCCAAAACCGAUGGCACUGAUAACCCGGAUGGUUAGAAAUGAAUCCACGGAUGUGGUUGUUUUAUCUUGCUGGUCUUCUGCGUGCUGAAUCCUUGUCUUUUUACUUCCCUUUUUGAGACGUCUAUUCUAAAAUUUCUGAUUCCACAUUGGACAAUGACUGUACCUUGAAUAUCUUACUAUUUCCCAAUCAUAAUUGUUUUGUUAUUACGAAGCUGGAUACCUUGUGCUUGUCUCUCUGAUCCUGUGGGCCUGCCGCUGUGAAGGCCAUUUUUCCAGAGGAAUGGUUCUCCAAAAAUAUGGAUGAAUUAUACAUUUCGUUGAUGGGGAGCAGCCAUGGAAUGGGAAUCAGGAUUGAAAGUUUCUUCUUGCAAGGAUGGGCCAGACCAAGUCCUUGCUAAUCCAAUCAGUUGGUCAAUUCUGAGCUUGGUUGAUCUAGCAUAUCUUGUACUCAAGGUCAUUUUCUCUCACAAAUUCUGUUUAUUCAGCAGCAGUGAUGCAGAGGAUAAGGCCACAACAGAAGAUGGCAACCUUUAGAAUCUAUAGGAAAGGUAGGGGUUCUACAACAGAUAUUGUCGUAUGGUAUGAAAAUGGUCACUGAAUGUACUUCCGGCUCCUUCCUUUUUAUGUACACAAUACAUGGUAGCCAAUCAGCCGCUCAAGCUAGGAGACGGUUCAUCUCCAAAGCUGGUCAAUGCAUGGUCUCUCAGCUCCGUGUGUUUGGUUAUAAAGCAAUGAGGUGCUUGGCAAAACCCGCAUAUGUGCACACCCUCAAGCUUCUUCCUAGCUUUCAAGUGUUCCACUAUGUUCAAGUUUGCUUUAAUAAAAGGAUUCCUCCAAUGUUA